AGGAAAGCUUGUCCCCCUGCAAGGUCGUCAAAGGGACAGCAAACAAAGCGAAGAAAGAGGAGAGGUAUUUAGACAGCGAGCGUCUUUCUUUUCUUCUUUUUCUCCCUGGCGCCAUGCGCGCACAGCGCACGACGGGGGCGGGGGCGCGCGCACCGGCAGCAGCAGCAACAUCCGCAACAGCGCCGUCACUCCGCAGAGCAAACGAGCUUGAUGCGCGCGUGAAGGCGCUGCGAGCGGAGGCACGUACCGGCCUCGCCUCCAACGAGGUGCGCCGCACCCUCAUUAAAGAGGAGCUGCGACCACCUCCGCGGCCCAUCCCGGCUCCUCCAGUGCCUUCCCGACGCACAGCGCCGACGAAUAUUGGCUUUUUAUCAUCAGCGCCAUCAAAAGGUUCUUCUUCCGCCUCUUUGGGCUCCUCCACGGCCGUCACGCGGCCGCGCCACCCCUCCAUCCAGGUAGAAACCACGGGUGACAGUGAAAUUCCUGCGGCGUGGCUUACGGGCGACUUUCGACUGGACGAGUCGUCCGAGCCCUUCACAAGCCAUUCUCCUCUUCCUUCUUCGGCUGCCACCUCCUCAUCUGCGGAUGCCGCUGCCGCCGAUGCCGCAUCCACUAAAGGAACAGAAUCAAGCAGCGUCGAUGUCAGCAGAUAUCUCAGCUAUGCGAAUGCACAGCGGGCUUACGAGGCCCUCUGCCAUGCAGCGCAGGACGUGGUCUACGACGUACCCUACGAAGAGAAGCUGCGGCGUGUGGAGUCGCGAGACGGCCGCACCGGCCUGGCCACCAGCUGGACUUCACGCCGCACCUCUGCUGCUGCUCCGCUGAUCACCAACACGUUUAUCUUGAAUAGGGGCCGUACAGCACUAGGAGAGGAGCCACGCGUCCAAUCAUCGCGUGGUGUCCCCCGCACGCAGCGCAACGCCUCCCCCUCUCCUUACACCCCACCGUCGUCUUCCCACGGCACCUCUGCGCGGCACAGCCUACGAAGUCAACCGUCUCUUCACUCCGAGAGGCUGCCCAGUAGAGACACCUUAUCCGCCCCGCCGGCCGUCGCCACGUCGUUCGUUGGCACGGCGGUCGUCCGCAGCUCCGCCGCGUCCUAUGCAACAUCCCUGCGCCAGCUCGUGCAGACGCAGCGAGAGCAGAAUGCCCUGGCAGAGCAACGCGGACGUCUCUACCAUAAUUUUUCUCCCUCGUCGCCCACGGCCGCGGAAGGCACGGAAGUGGAAGCAGAGUGGCGCACGCGUGUGUCCGCUGCGCUAACCAUCGCGGUGUGUCCUGCGUGUGAAGCGAUGUUCGAGUACGCGCUGACAUCCACGCCGGUGGUCGGUGCGGGGGAGGAGGAACGCAGCGAGAAGGGCGCAACGAAGGAAGACGAUGGAACGGGAGGUGCGUUAGGCGUCGCAAAGGUGUGUCCGCACUGCGGGGCCACGGUGGACGUGUCUGCGGAGGCGACAGCAGCAACCGCAGCAGCGCAUCGAUGGUGGCUGCCGCCGCAGCCGCUGCCACCACAAACAACUGCGGCAGGAUCCGCAGCAACAACGUCAUUCGACGCGCUGCCAUCCUCUGUGGAGCCCACUGUGGCCAACGGAGCGGCAUCCAGCAGUGGCUGUGGGACCGACAGCGUGGGCUUUGCGGAAGGGGACGGUGAGGAGUCCUUUGCCGCCUUGAUUGCCCGCAUUCGGGCCUCGAAAAACAAGGCCGCGGCACGCACCGGAUCAGCAGCCGUUCACCAAACGGCACCAUCCGCCUCCAUUAGCAUGGACGUUUCAGGGACGCGGAAGUCAUAUUCAAAGGGGCAUGCGUCCGUUGGACAGGACAGUGGAGGGGUUGGUCCGCUGCAGCCUUCUCCUUCCGUGCCGUUGUCAGCGCUGGCCGCGCCUGCUCCGUUAGAUCCGAUGGUGCCCAAGCUGCGAAAGGCCUUGAACCACCUCUACUUCUUUGAGCUCAUGAAGGGUGGGACGAACAGCACAGGAAAUGCCUGA
Molecule: messenger RNA, 1985 nt
Organism: Leptomonas pyrrhocoris
Lineage: Eukaryota; Euglenozoa; Kinetoplastea; Trypanosomatida; Trypanosomatidae
Exons: 1
Coding region: 114-1985 (623 amino acids)
Source: RefSeq, a predicted model, not a curated record